Hippopotamus amphibius kiboko is the source of this 846-nucleotide messenger RNA. RefSeq names its product C-type lectin domain family 1 member B-like. NCBI's taxonomy places the organism in Eukaryota, Metazoa, Chordata, Mammalia, Artiodactyla, Hippopotamidae. The transcript has 8 exons. The record is from RefSeq and is a predicted model, not a curated record. Bases 1 to 846 code for a protein of 281 amino acids.
AUGUCAAAUGCUUCAGACUAUGAACAACCUCCAGAAAACACAGAGCAGACAGAGACAAUCCCUAUUGUGGACUUGGAACCACCUCCUGCCCUUCCUCUUCCUCCUCCUCCUGAGGAUGACUGGGGCCCGAUUCCUGAGAACACCAAUGUGGAUGCUUCUCGUUUUUCAUUCUCUCCACAUGGAAUAAUUCCUGUGAUCCUGGGAAUCUUCAGCCUGCUGCUUUUGAUGUUGUGUGGAUUCUUUGGUUAUCAGUACUUUCAAAGUGUUCAGGAAUCAGAGAACAAGAUGAAGAGCCUUAACCAAUGGAUUGAGUCUUUGCAAAACAAAAAGGAAAACUUCCUUCAGGUUCAAAAAGCUCUUGACCGAAAUAAAGAAAUCCUAGAGUGGCUCCGAAACAAGAAUGAGUAUAUCACUGAGGCUCUACAAGAACUAAAUGCUAAACAAGGAGAUAGGUGUGGACCUUCUGUGAGUCACUGGGUACAAUACAGAGACCACUGCUACCACCAAACCGUGGAAAUGGUUUCUUGGUUAGAGUGUUCUGAUCUUUGUGUCUCUUUGAAUGCUACAUUUUUAAAGACAGAAAGGAGUAGAUUGAUGAGCAUCAUGAAGGUACUUGCAGCAAAUCACACUUGGCUUGGCCUGUCUUAUAAGGAAGAAGACAAUCAGUGGCAGUGGGAGGAUGGUUCCCUUCCUUCUCCUGGCCUGAAUCUACCACAGCCAAGUUUGGAUUUCCAUGGGAAUUGUGUGUAUGCAAAUGUGCACACUGUUGGCACGGAUAACUGCACCAUGUCCUCUUCAUGCAUGUGUGAGAAGCCUGUCGGUGCUAAAAACUCAGAAAACUGCUGA